AUGCCAAAAUCUAAAUCUCAUCCCUACCACUCUGACGAGAAGCGAAACCAGUUUGUUGGUGCCAUGAUAGCAGAUUCACAACUCACAAAGCACUCAAGGACCUUCAACAUUCCCUUCCACACUGUGCGAAAGAUCUGGAAGAAGUAUCGCGAGACCGGAUCCGUGUCCGACAGACCCAAGAGUGGUCGUCCGAAAAAGGUUACACCAGAGAUGGAGUCCGAGAUGGUGGAAACAGCGCGAGAGAACCGGCGGCUACCAUUUUGUGACAUUGGCGACAUGAUAGAUCCGCCUGUGGGCGCGACAACGGUUGCCAAUGUCUUGGAUGGUGUGGGGAUGCACCGACGGGUUGCGCGGCAUGUCCCAUACCUUACGGAGAAGCACAAGGAGGAUCAGAUGGCUUGGGCACGUCGAAACGAGGGGAUGCGGAUGCAAGGGUGGGAGCGGAUUCUGUGGUCGGACGAAUGUUACAUCCAUUUGACAGAGAGCUCAGGCCGGAUCUGGGUGACGCGCACAGUGGAGGAGGUUUAUGAUCAGGACUGUCUUGUCCCAGAGCUGAAGGACUCAUCGGUGCGUGUUAUGGUGUGGGGAUGUAUUGCUCAUGGAUGGAAAGGGCCGCUUGUGGUUUUGAAGUACCCAGGAGGCCCUGGCGGUGGCAUGACGGCGAAGCGGUACCAACAACAGGUCCUCGACAAGUAUCUUCUCAACACCAUGAAGACGCUUCGCGAAGAACGCGGCCGAUGCAUCCGCAUCUACUUCCAGCAGGACGGCGCGUCCUGUCACACUGCCAAGUCAACUUGUGACUGGCUGAAACGUCACAAAGUCCAUCUUUUCCCACACCCUGCCUGUUCGCCUGACGUUUCACCCAUUGAACCAGUCUGGCAUGAGCUCAAGAAGCGUGUCAGAUGUCGCCAACCGCGUCCUACAUCUUUCGAGAUGCUGAAAGCCGCCAUCAUGGAGGAGUGGGAUGCAAUGCCAAUUGAUGACAUCAACAAACAUACUGGACGGAUGAUUGACUGCGUACAGGCUGUAUUAGAUGCGGAGGGAGGUCAUACACAUUUCUAA
Molecule: messenger RNA, 1062 nt
Organism: Mycena citricolor
Lineage: Eukaryota; Fungi; Basidiomycota; Agaricomycetes; Agaricales; Mycenaceae
Source: the annotation of a GenBank genome assembly